AUGGAAUCUUUCUUGUCACCAAACCGGGCCUCAAGCCGUCUCGACGACAAAUUCGGUGGAGAAAAUAUUCGUCAGCUUGGCCCCGAACCCAUUCCUCCCUCCGGUCGUCUUCUUACAGCUGUCAUCCUGCCCGAAAAUCAUCUCGGCCACAUAAACUUUCUCCGACCCGUGGACGGCCACCGGAAUCCCCUCGCCGUUGUUGAACACGCUGAUGAAAUUUGCUCCGGCGUCAAUUUCUACCUCCAGCCGGUCCAUGGACGGGUCCCGCUGGCGGUUGUCGGCGGCAUUGACCAAGAUCUCGUCGAAGAUUUUGUAGAGGCCGGGCACGUAUGCAAUGUCCCGAUUUACCAUUUUUCCCCCCUCGAGAACCCAGAGGCUCUGCUUGCUCUUGACGACGGACCCGAUGUAGGUGUCGGGCCGGAGGAGGAUGUGGUGGUGCUGCGUGCGCUUCUGAUAGGUCUCCUCGAUUGUUUUUUCGAGUUCGGGCUUUGA
Messenger RNA from Striga asiatica, 492 nucleotides. The record is from the annotation of a GenBank genome assembly. Lineage: Eukaryota; Viridiplantae; Streptophyta; Magnoliopsida; Lamiales; Orobanchaceae.